CAGGGUAGCACUGGUGCGAGUAGCCGAGUACUCACUCACAAAUCUCACAAUCAGUAGUAAACACCAAUCGGUGUAAGACGGAACGGUGUAGGACUGUCGGAGCUGUCGGGUGUCGGGUGGUAACCGUCGUCGCGCAUUACGGUGCACGCGGCAUAAUCGGCAUUCGGCAUUCGGCAUUCGGCAUUCGGCGGCCCGCCCGGCGUGCAGGCCGUGCAGCGUGUCGCGUCGCGCAUCGCGUACGGCGUACGGAAACUGGAAAAGUGGAAAGGAGAUAGGAGAGAGCGCGUCGCGCGGGGUCUACAGCUACGGUGUUGCACAGUGCACGCAUCGUUUCCCAAAAGACACCUGAUGAAGUGAUGAAAAGGCAUCAGAUCUGAUCAGCUCGCCUCGAGGGCGCGCGGCCAAAAGACCAGAGGGCAGAGGGGGAUUAUCCUCGGUGUCACGGCAAAGUCAUCGACACCGAUGCGAGUUAUCGGAAAUAUCGGACCGAGUGGCGAGUAACGUCCUGUUAGCGCGACCGUUCCGAGUUUCGAGUUCCGAGGGAGCAGGAGAAGGCCCAUCCUGUACGUACGACCACCACGUACUCCACGUACUCCACGUAGUCGCGAUCGGAUCCGCCACUCGCCAGCACUCGCCAGCAGGAUCCGUUAUCCUUACGGGUGUCACGGCGGCGACGAAGCGACAAAAGUGGACGAAGCUAAGGCUGACGCUGACCGCGAGAAUAACAGCUGGCAGGAAGCUGAGGAGGUUAGCGAGGUGUCACCACGCGUCACGCCGGGGUGGUGGGUCUAUGGGGGGCUCCGCCCCAGCGGUCCCCCGGCUCGAAUCCAAUCGGCAACUGCCGGAACGGCGGUGCCAUCCUGGCACGGGCCAAGACCGCCCCGCUUCCGGUACCACUGUCCAAACGGAUGAAGAGUCCCUCCAACGUCAUGAGGCAGUCCAGCCUCACGAAACUCGGUUCCAUCAUCAACACCGCCGUCAACAAACGUGCCGGCAAUGGUGACAUACAGUGGUGCUUCUCACAAGUGAAGGGGACCUUAGAAGAUGACGUUACGGAAGCUGACAUAAUCUCAUGCGUUGAAUUUAAUCACGAUGGCGAUCUCCUCGCGACAGGAGACAAGGGUGGACGCGUUGUCAUUUUUCAAAGAGACCCCAUUAGUAAAAACAGUAUACCACGAAGAGGCGAAUACAAUGUGUAUAGCACUUUCCAGAGCCACGAACCUGAGUUCGAUUACCUAAAAUCACUAGAGAUAGAAGAAAAAAUUAAUAAAAUUAGGUGGCUAAAAAGAAAAAACCCUGCUCACUUUUUACUCUCCACGAACGAUAAAACAAUCAAGUUGUGGAAAGUUAGUGAGAGAGAUAAAAGAGUGGAGGGGUAUAAUACGAAAGAGGAGAAUGGCACGAUACGCGAUCCUGCCUGCAUCACUGCCUUGAGGGUGCCAACCAUAAAACCAAUGGAGUUGAUGGUAGAGGCAUCACCAAGGAGGAUAUUUGCCAAUGCGCACACCUAUCACAUAAACAGUAUAAGUGUCAACAGUGAUCAAGAGACAUACCUCAGUGCUGAUGAUCUUAGAAUUAAUCUUUGGCACCUUGAGAUAACUGACCAGAGUUUUAAUAUAGUAGACAUUAAGCCAACUAAUAUGGAAGAGUUAACGGAAGUCAUAACUGCGGCGGAAUUUCAUCCUGCGGAAUGCAACGUGUUGGUGUACAGUAGUAGCAAAGGAACUAUUAGACUUUGCGAUAUGAGAUCUGCUGCUCUCUGCGAUCAGCACAGUAAGCUCUUCGAGGAGCCUGAAGAUCCAACCAAUAGGAGUUUUUUCUCAGAAAUUAUUUCAAGCAUAAGCGAUGUAAAGCUCAGUAAUUCUGGAAGAUACAUGAUCAGCAGAGACUACCUCAGCGUGAAAGUGUGGGACUUGCAAAUGGAGACAAAACCAAUCGAAUGUUAUCCUGUACACGAAUACUUGAGAUCAAAAUUAUGUUCAUUGUAUGAAAAUGACUGUAUCUUCGACAAGUUUGAAUGUUGUUGGAGCGGUAAUGACUCUGCUAUUAUGACGGGCUCGUACAACAAUUUCUUCCGAGUAUUUGAUCGUACGACCAAACGCGAUCUUACUUUGGAGGCAGCACGCGACAUUGCCAAACCGAAAACACUCCUGAAGCCAAGGAAGGUAUGCACCGGUGGCAAACGCAAGAAGGAUGAGAUUAGCGUCGACUGCCUGGACUUUAAUAAGAAAAUACUUCACACUGCGUGGCAUCCAUCUGAAAAUGUGGUGGCUGUCGCUGCUACGAACAAUCUCUUCCUAUUCCAAGACAAACUCUAGCAUAUCUGUAUGCAAAUUAUACAACGGUAUAUAUUGACGUGAGCUAGGCACGUUGAACUGAAAACUCCCAGUGGAACCACAGGUGUCCGAGAGUACGAGUGACGAUAGUCGACUACUAGUCUGUCAGUGGUUGACUGACCGAAAAGUGGUGUACGUAGCGCCGUCCACGCAGCUCACAUUCAUACAUACUAUACACACACACACACACACACACACACACCAGGAUAGACAUACCAGGAUUGUGCACCCCAUAAUUUGUCGCGUGCAUAUGUGUAUGAAAAGAGAUGUGCAAACGCGAAACACACGCAUAACUCUUCAGGCUAUCAAUAAAUUCGCUAGCUCAAAUAUAUUCGCAGAUGAAAAGGAGACGUACGCUUUCGGCAGAAUAUGUGAUUCAAUCGAUUCGCAGACUCGUGUUGGCAGUUGAUAUAUGACUUAUAUAAACUACUAAUGGUUAGUAAUCUUUUGCGCUUGUAUUAUAAAAAAUUGUGCCAUCGCACAGCGUAGUCUAUAUGUGACUCGGCUACACAGAGACUACCAGGGUGUUUGAUUAUCCUAUCAGUGAAACAGGCGGCAGGGUGAGCGGAGCGCGGGGAUACGGAUUACGAGUCGCGCGCUGCUGUUUACGCACACGUCAUACGAAUAUGUGGUACAAACUUUAUAAGUCUUUUUCCUUAAUUGAUAUAUGCCUAAAUAGCGUGAAAAAAAGCAAAAAAGCAAAAAAUAGAAAAGAAAAAGAAAAACGAGAGGAGUCAGUCAUGCCAAUGAGAUUAAUCUGUAAUUAUUGUAACGAUAUAAUUUUACUUAUUGUAUUUGUUGUACUUGAAUUAUGGCACGGGCGACACUUGAAUUACGAACGGAAAAAGAAAAAGAAAUACGCGAGAAAAUCAAGUCGUCGAAGCAAAUUUUCCUCUUACAACGCGCUUUGCGACUAAUAAUCCGAUCCGAGCGUUUCUGACCUCGACGUAAGAGAGUAUGGAGUAAGUAAAUAAAUAAGAAUGACGAAUAGUUUUGUGCUUGUAGAAUCGAAAUGACGACGGUUACCACUAUGAAAGCGUUCGACUUUCGAUAAAGUAACCUGUGUCUACAUUAUUUGUCUACCAUUUACCGUUUAUAAUACACACGUCGGUAUCACGCUUGUUAAACGCGCGUGCGUGAUAGGCCUAUUUUCUCGUUAGUUUAUUACUCUCGCGAAUCAAUUGUUUAUCUCAGUCGCCAAUACGAGUCAAAAUGACGAUAGAAAGUAUAAUAAGCCGGUAUCUUUCCUUACAUUAUGGAUAUCUGGAAAAACCAAAUGUUGCUGCACUAAAUACAUCAAGCAAUAAGUGGCGCCGAUUUAAGACAAUGUAUAAUAAAAUAUAUCAAUCGUCAUUUUCUAAAAAAGAAAAAAAAAGAUGUGCCCCGAUCGGGAGAUAAACGGAAAUCGCAUAGAUAUGGAAUACAGAUUUUCUAAUCUUUCUUAAUAACUUAUCGACACUCUUAUACUCCUACAGAUAUAAGCAGCAAUUUCGUACAUGAAUAAAAUAAACCUAAAAGUGCAUUUGUGACGAUGGUAAGCUGGGCUUGCAGAGUUUAUACAAAUAAAAUAUUUGCCGAAUAAUGUACACCAGCAUAAUGUAACUUUGAUAAAUAUCCAAAUCAUGAAACAGAAUAUUCAUGUUGAAAACUCACACACGCGUCCUCUACAAUCUUUUUACCAUUUGCCAUUUACCAUUUACCAUUUACAUUUCUUUGCACAUCCACCGUUGUAUCGUGGAAAGUAGCACGUCGGUAAAGUAAUGCGAUAUAAUAUACGCAGACGACGAAAAUAAUACACAAGUAAUGAAUAAAAGUAAUGGAAAAUGAUUCGAUACAUACAUAUACGAAUAUUUCGUAUAUUAGUUUUCAAUGUCGAAUCGUCUUGUAAGAACAAUCCGCAGAUCGUCAGAUAUAUACGUAUCAGAGAAAGCUUUAGAGAUGACGCGUUAAAUUGUGUGCUUUCUAUAUGCAAUCGAUAUUCUAAUUUCAUAAUUAUCUACACAUGUAUAUUACGACAUACGUGAAUCAUAUUUACAAUAUUUCUAAAGAGAUUUUUAUAAAGGGAUAGAACUCGACGUUUUUACCCAGAUAGACGUCAUAUUACGUAUGACCGGAGAGCGUGUUCCUUUGGGUCUGUUUUUUAUUAUCGCUGAACUGCCUGCACUAGUUUAGCGAUAGAGAAAACAGACCCUUGGUUUUUUCACGUUGCGUGUGAGUUUUAAAUGUGACGUGUGUGUGUGUGUGUGUGUGUGUGUGUGUAUCAUAUAUACAUAUGCAUAUACAGACAUGCACGUACAUAUAUACAUACAUGAUACAUAUAAAUAUAUUUCUAAAGUAAAACUGCGUGGGAAAAAAAAACUGCUUCGUGAUAAUGUAAGAAUAAAGUUGUAGAUUUAUAGAGACAGGAUUGAAAUUGAAACAAUGAAAAGAUAUAUGCACAUGGAAUGUAAUUUUUUAUGGUAAAAAUAACGCUUCUUCAUUGGACGACGUGCUUGGACGAUCAUCGAUGGGAAUACGCGAAAGGUUCAAGGUUAAUAAGUUUCACGUAUGUACAAAUCAUUUUGGAAUAUGUCGGAAGAGUAGUUUUGAAGAUCUCUUAAUUUUCGAUUUGUGAGAAAACAGGGGGGGGGGGGGGUGAGAGAGAGAAUAGAUAGUUUUUUAAAAAAAGAUAAAGAGCGACGACCGGGAUUAUACCUAAGGCUGAUCUGAUUAAAUUCGUGGAUCGUGAAUUUGAAUGGAUUUUUAAAAUAUAACAUUGACAAUUCUUUUGGAAAAAAGUCUGCAUAAUUGACAAUUAUAAUAUACAUAUAAUGAAAAGUCGUUUUAAUUAAUUAUACUCCGCAUCGAUCUGCAUUCAUCAGUCAUCAGUCAUCACUCAUCGAUUCAUUACUCAUUUACACAACGAGCGAUUUCAUUUAGGUAGCGUUUAAUUAAGUUACGAUCGCAAACAAAGACCCUUUGGAUAUACUAUAUCUUGUGCGCUGUUUCCAGAGCCAAUAAAUUGCGUAUUAUUAUUACGUUUCUUGUAA
Messenger RNA from Temnothorax curvispinosus, 5365 nucleotides. It is a transcript of the gene tws, whose product is annotated as protein phosphatase PP2A 55 kDa regulatory subunit. Gene Ontology annotation, cellular component: cytosol; protein phosphatase type 2A complex. Lineage: Eukaryota; Metazoa; Arthropoda; Insecta; Hymenoptera; Formicidae. Gene Ontology annotation, biological process: peptidyl-serine dephosphorylation. The record is from RefSeq and is a predicted model, not a curated record. Gene Ontology annotation, molecular function: protein binding; protein phosphatase regulator activity. The transcript has 10 exons. The coding region runs from base 909 to 2318 and encodes 469 amino acids.